Molecule: messenger RNA, 1761 nt
Organism: Cyanistes caeruleus (blue tit)
Lineage: Eukaryota; Metazoa; Chordata; Aves; Passeriformes; Paridae
Source: RefSeq, a predicted model, not a curated record
GCUUCGCCCCGCUUUCGCAGAGAAAAAGAGCGCUUCCUUUUUCUCCCACUUCGCUUUCGCACUUGGUUGACACCUGUGUUUCUUGUAAAGUGCACACUCACACGCCGAUUUUAGGCAUUUUAUUAGUCACUAAAAAUUAUGUUUAAGUCAGAAAUACGUAGAUGGUAUGGCAUAAGCUGUUCUGCUAUUGCCUGUAUUAGUGCUACAUUCAUUCUAAGUAGGCUGCAGAGCUCAUCUUCAGAGUGAUAGAAAUGCUCAGAUACUUAGUCCAUGGUCUUGAGUCCUGGCUGGUAAUCCCCAUCCAAGUUGUCAAUCAUGUCGUGGGGGCAUAGCUGGCAGUGAAGUUCAGAGAGUUCCUAAUUAUUUUCCACACCUCAGGGAGAGCAGGAGCUUAGGAAAGCAUUUUCAGAGGGAAUAAUCCGUGCUAUCCAUGUGGCUUGCUCACUCAAUCAUUACCAGAAGCAGUAUAAGCUAUUGGGAACUAAUUGAAAUUUUGGCAAUUUCAAGAAACCAAAAGCUUCCACAACCAGGAGAGGAGAGCCAGAUCCUGGAACUGCUGAUUCAGAGAGAUGGAGAGUUUCAAGAGCUAAUGAAGUUGGCAGUUGAUCAGGGAAAAAUCCAUCAUGAAAUGCAGCUUUUAGAAAAGGUAGUAGAAAAGCGGGAUAAUGAUAUUCAGCAGCUGCAGAAACAGCUAAAAGAAGCAGAGCACAUACUGGCAACAGCUGUUUAUCAAGCAAAGGAAAAACUGAAAUCAAUUGAAAAAGCACGGAAAGGUGCCAUUUCCUCUGAAGAAAUAAUUAAAUAUGCCCACAGGAUCAGUGCUAGCAAUGCUGUGUGUGCCCCUCUGACAUGGGUACCAGGGGACCCACGUAGGCCAUAUCCUACAGAUCUGGAGAUGAGAAGUGGUCUCUUGGGUCAGAUGAACAACCCAUCCACCAAUGGAGUCAAUGGACACUUACCAGGGGACGCACUUGCAGCAGGCAGACUGCCAGAUGUGCUUGCUCCUCAGUAUCCUUGGCAGUCAAGUGAUAUGUCAAUGAACAUGCUACCUCCUAAUCAUAGUAAUGACUUCAUGCUGGAGCCUCCAGGACACAAUAAAGAGAAUGAAGAUGAUGUAGAAGUUAUGUCAACAGACUCCUCAAGCAGCAGCAGUGACUCAGACUAGGUACAAGGGGGUAUCCCUAGUAGACCUUUCCUGUGGCGAAGGUAGGUUAGAUGAUGUUUGUCACAAACUGCAAUAUCCUUUUGUUACACCAGCAGCCCUGUGUAGGGAGAAGAUAACAGCUGGCUCAGAGAUAGGGUGACUAAUUUAAAACCAUGGACUGUAGCCUUGGUUUUUUUUCCUAUUAGAUGUUCUACAAGCUGGGAGAAAUGUCUGGGAGCUGUCUGCUGGGGGAGAGAUGUCAGAUUUUCAGUGAUUGUGUAAAUGUAUGUUUGCAAGAGAUGUGUAAAUAUAUAUUUAUAUAUAUGUAUUUACUAUACAUUAGAUGACAUAAGUUCCUGGGAAAAAACGGUGUAAGGGGAAUCCCCUUGUAUGUUUGUUAGUAACUUUACUCUUUUGAUGAUAGCCUUUUCUAUGCCACGGAAAUGAAACAUGAAGUUUGUAAUUUUAGUAUCUUUUUUUGUUACUGCCUAAAUCCAUGUUCUUGGUCAUCUGUGUAUCAAGAACAAAAAUAUGGCAAUAAGGUGUAAUAAAAGAGUUUGUAAUUAUUGUAAUAUAUUACAAAUGAUUUGUCAUAAAUAAACUCAGCUUUGAUCUAA